AUGAUUCCGGCUCGGUUUGAAUUUUAUGCAACGGUACUGGUAACGUGUACCAUGUUACUUAACUAUACUGUUGGUCAAGCGCGUUCGCGCGAUGCUUCUUGCAGUCAAACUUUCAGCGGAAAAGAAAGUGGUCAACUGCUCAGCCCAGGAUAUCCACAAGAGUAUAAAACCUCGGAAUUCUGCAAUUAUGCUAUCCAACUUCCGUCCAACCGUCAAGUCAACCUAACAUUCACCGAAGUUGCAUUAGAGAAAUGGAAUGCUUCUCUGGUCGACUUCAUCGUGUUAUUCGACGGUGUGGACUGCAUGUCCAAGAGAAUUGCCGCAGUGGUGAAUAUCAGCACCCCGACCUACAUUUCUAGUGGCAAUAGCAUGGUUGCUCUAUUCACCUCAGAUGUCACUGGUCAAUUUGGCCCAUUUGCUGCCAAUUUUACAGCAGUGAGCGGAGUGGACCCAACAAAACCGGUUCCGCCUUUUCCGGAAAAUAAAAUAUUAAUACAAUGUGGGAAAGAGAUAAAAGGAGAUUCUGGAAGUCUGUCGUAUCAAGGAAAAGAAGGACGUAACUAUCUAUGCAUCUGGAGGAUAUCGGUCCAAUCUGGCAAAACGAUUGCUUUCAAUCUAACGAAGUUAUCCAUAAGCUACCCAGGGAAUUGGCUACGUCUUUUGGAUGGAAGCGAUUGUGGUGCACCCGUCGUCCAUUUCGUGUACGGAGAUUCAGGAAACCGUCUCGUAUCACUGACUUCUACCUCAAAUACAAUGAUGGUCAUAUAUGCUGCAUUAAGUGGGAACACAACAGAUUUGUUUGAGGCCACUUAUCACAGCGUGCCUGCACCUCCUGGCACUGCAUCGAAAGCUGGUUCAGGAAUGUUAUCUAUGGUGGCCACAAAUCUGUUGCUCAUUACAGCGGCACGGAGUUAUGCUUUUAGCUGA
This is a messenger RNA of Dicrocoelium dendriticum, 927 nucleotides long. The record is from the annotation of a GenBank genome assembly. NCBI's taxonomy places the organism in Eukaryota, Metazoa, Platyhelminthes, Trematoda, Plagiorchiida, Dicrocoeliidae.